Penicillium atrosanguineum is the source of this 315-nucleotide messenger RNA. RefSeq names its product LSM domain-containing protein. Lineage: Eukaryota; Fungi; Ascomycota; Eurotiomycetes; Eurotiales; Aspergillaceae. Bases 1 to 315 code for a protein of 104 amino acids. Gene Ontology annotation, cellular component: NatC complex. The record is from RefSeq and is a predicted model, not a curated record. The transcript has 2 exons.
AUGGACACUGAACAGGGUGUUCAAUACCUGGAUGGUCUUCUCGGUCGCCAGCUGCGCAUCCACACCACAGAUAGUCGCAUGUUCGUUGGAAUCUUCAAAUGUACCGAUGCGGAACGAAAUGUCAUCCUUUCCAACUCCUUCGAGUACCGUUUCCCGACACCCUCAGCCAUAGAAACCGCUGCGGCAAAGGAGACAGAGUCGUGGGAUAAGACGUCAGAAAAUAAGAGCGCCACUGUCAAGGUCAACAUGACUAACCGCCUCAUCGGACUAAUUGUGAUCCCCGGAAUACACAUUACGAAGAUUGAGCUGGAGUAG